AUGAACCUCGCUUUGUUGCAUGACCGCGAUGACGAAGACUAUCCCCGACCCCUGAAGCGACAAAAGACCUCUCGUUCGAACGCGGAGAAUGACUUGCCAUAUGAUCGCUAUACUAUAGCUUGGGUUUGCGCGCUGUACAUCGAGACGGCUGCAGCUCUGGCUAUGCUGGACGAGAAGCAUGCCGAACUACCGAGACGUCUUAACGAUAAUAAUACCUAUACGCUUGGCAGGAUCAAGAAUCACAACGUUGUUAUCGCAAGCUUGCCUCAAGGUCAAUACGGGAAUAUUAAUGCUGCAAGCGUGUUAACAAACUUGAAGCGUACCUUUCCAUCAAUCCGGCAUGGGUUGAUGGUCGGUAUCGGCGGUGCAGCACCUGCCAAAGAAGACAUUCGCUUAGGCGAUAUUGUUGUGGGAACAAGAGUCAUGCAAUAUGACCUUGGGAAGAUUGUGAGUGGUGGUGGAAUUCAGCGAACAGCCAUCCCUAGGUUUCCUGAGCAAUCUCUAUGCACGGCUAUAGCAAACCUGCGAGCCAAUCAUGAAACACACCCUACUCGGGUUAUGGCCAUCAUCCAGGAAAGAAUGCAGAGACACAUGGACUACCACCGGCCUGGCGCACCUGACCGUCUAUUUCAGGCAUCAUACGAACACGACCGGUCAAUGGCAAAUUGCGAAACCUGCGAUUGGUCGCAGCUCGAGAGACGGGAGGCACGAAGAUCUUGCGAGCCAAAGAUCCAUUAUGGAGCAAUCGCCUCCAGCAAUCAGGUCAUGAAGGAUGCAGUUACCCGCGACCAUCUCUCCAACGAACUGGACAUUAUAUGCUUCGAGAUGGAGGCUGCAGGGCUUAUGGAUGUCCUCCCCUGCCUUCCAAUUCGAGGUAUAUGCGACUAUUCAGAUUCUCACAAAGCCAAGGACUGGCAGAAAUAUGCAGCAGCAGUGGCUGCCGCGUAUGCAAGAGAAUUCUUGGAGGCUCUACCAGCAACUAACGAGGCACCAAGAGACUCUCGGCCCAACACCCAUUUUGGAAGCUAA
This is a messenger RNA of Fusarium odoratissimum NRRL 54006, 1029 nucleotides long. RefSeq lists its product as uncharacterized. Gene Ontology annotation, molecular function: catalytic activity. Gene Ontology annotation, biological process: nucleoside metabolic process. The record is from RefSeq and is a predicted model, not a curated record. The transcript has 2 exons. Lineage: Eukaryota; Fungi; Ascomycota; Sordariomycetes; Hypocreales; Nectriaceae. The coding region runs from base 1 to 1029 and encodes 342 amino acids.